UAUUUUUUCAAUCUUCUUUCCAAUCCGCUCAUCAGGUUGUCUUUUAUUUUGAAGUGGCGCCUCUGUCAGGGACGUGCAGCGCGCUGUCUGGGCCGUGUGUCUGACCCAGCAUUUAAAGGAGGACCGGUGCUGGUGGAGAGGGGAUCAACAGUCUCCUCAGGAACCAGACAGCAGCGGGACGUUUCUCUGAACCCGGGUCUGAGUCUGCAUCAUAGUGACGAUGGCGGAGGGCUCGCACUGUUUCUACUGCCGCGAGGAUCUUGCUGGGAAGAGGUUUGUCCGAAGCGAGGGGAAGCCGGUGUGCGUUCGCUGUCACACCAAGUUCUGCGCCAACUCAUGCGCCGAGUGCCACAGACCCAUCUCUGUGGAGACGAAGGAGCUGAGCCACAGAGGGCGUCACUGGCAUGAGGAGUGUUUCCGCUGCACUAAGUGCUACAAGCCUCUGGCUAAGGAGCCGUUUAACACCAAGGAUGAGCGCAUCAUGUGCGUGAAAUGCUGCUCCAGAGAUGCUGCUCCCCGCUGCCACAGCUGCUAUAAACCCAUACUGGCUGGCAUUGAGAGCGUGGCAUAUAAAGGGAACUCGUGGCACGAUGAAUGUUUCACCUGCUGCAGCUGUAAGCGACCCAUAGCAUCACAGAGCUUCCUCACCAAGGGAGAUGAUGUUUACUGCAACCCCUGCUACGAUGAGAAAUUUGCCAAGAUCUGUGUCAGCUGCAAAAAACCAAUAGCCUCUGGAGGAGUGAACUACCAAGAGCAGCCAUGGCACAGCCACUGCUUCGUGUGCAGCUCCUGCUCAAAGCCUCUGGCCGGCUCCAGUUUCACCACCCACCAGGACCAGGUCUUCUGUGUGGACUGCUACAAGAGCUCAGUGGCAAAGAAAUGCAGCGCCUGCCAGAACCCGAUCACAGGUUUUGGUAAAGGAGUGAAUGUUGUAAACUUUGAGGGCAGCUCCUGGCAUGAAUACUGCUUCAACUGCAAGCGAUGCUCCCUCAGUCUGUCCAACAAACGCUUCGUGGCCAAAGGUCAAGAAAUCCUCUGCACUGAAUGCGGCAACGAGUGAUGGUCAACAGUCUCUCUGUCCAUCUUCAUCAAAUAAAGUCCAAAUUUCAACUUCCUGUUAUCUGUUCCUGUUAUGUUCAAGGAUGAAAAGAACUAAAGACUUUCUGAUGCUUAUAAAACCUUCAACCAAAAUUUUGCCGAAUAAUUGUCUGUUGAUCUGUUUUCACCUAAAAAGGAUGAAGAAUCUGUAUCUUUCAGCAUGAAACUAGAAUUAAGUCAAAUUUGACUUUUUUUAUUUGCAGGAUGUCAGAAGAACUAAAUAUAUGAGCAUCGUUUGAGUAGAGUUAAUUUUGUUCAUUUAUAAUAUAAAUAACUGAACAUUUUAGUGCCUUUAAAGUUAAAAUAAACCUUUAUUAAAGUCAGGUUUAACAUGUUUUGUUAAAGCAUUUGCAAAAGGAGAGGUGCUUUUGAAACCUUCAGUAAACAGUUUUUUACUUCAUGAUAGACACAUUUAUCUUAAGCUGAUAUAUAUCUUGAUGUUUUUCUCAAGAAAAAUCUAAUAAACUUUCUAUAAAAUCCUG
Messenger RNA from Cyprinodon tularosa, 1580 nucleotides. Its product is annotated as four and a half LIM domains protein 1-like. The transcript is spliced from 6 exons. The coding region runs from base 221 to 1060 and encodes 279 amino acids. Gene Ontology annotation, biological process: muscle organ development. NCBI's taxonomy places the organism in Eukaryota, Metazoa, Chordata, Actinopteri, Cyprinodontiformes, Cyprinodontidae. Gene Ontology annotation, molecular function: transmembrane transporter binding. The record is from RefSeq and is a predicted model, not a curated record.